CAGGACGGGCCCGAUCGUCCUGCGGCCGGAAAGCGCCAUCUGGGGCAGACAACUCUCCAGGGGCGAACUCGGAGUCACCUCCCCUGCCACACUAUCUAGAACCACAAGAUGAGUCGCCCCCCUUGUCCAGCCUCUGCUUCUCCGAACCCAACCCAUUCAGCGCUUUGCACUCUAACGACUACACCACCACCGACGGGGAAGACACUGUGGCAUCAGCCGCCCUCAAACUGGCAGAAUCUCCACUAAAAAGGCGAUCGUUACCCCUCAUUUUCGAAGCGGCAGACGACUGCGAUUCGGGAAUUUCCGAUCAGCUCAACGUUGAAAGCAGCACUUCAUCGUCUUCAGCCCUCUCGGCUUCGGUUUCGGCUUCGGCUUCGGCAUCUUCUUCUUCGUCACUUUUCGCCCAACCUCGGCCGUUUCCGCCUCCGCCUACGACGUGGGCUCUAAGAGCGACUACUGCUGCUUCGAAGCACUCUUCUUUUUCUGAGAGUAGUCAGAGUUCUCGCCCCUUUUCGAACGAUUUUCCCCCCUCUCAAGUUGAGCCAAGAAAGUGGAGAGAGGCGGAGGACAUCAUCCCAUCAUCAUAUUAUUCUGACACAGCCGACAAAGGCGUGACUUUCGCGCUCUCCUAUUCCACCGACCCAGAAGCCUCAGAAGCCUCAAAAACGGCGCAAAAAGCGAGUCCUCCCGUCCACCUCGACCUCGCCUCUCCGAGAAUGACGGAGGUGGUGGAGGACGAGGCGGACGUGUUCCUAGAGAGCCCGAGUUCCAACCUGCACCGGAUCUCGUCGGCUGGCUCGUUUCAGCAGGAUGGGGAGGAGGGAGAUACGGAGUCGGGGCGACUGAAUGACCCCUACAGGAUGUUAGAGAGGUCACAGUCGGACGCCAGUCUGCUCCGGAAGG
Aplysia californica (California sea hare) is the source of this 903-nucleotide messenger RNA. RefSeq names its product cell wall protein RBR3. The record is from RefSeq and is a predicted model, not a curated record. NCBI's taxonomy places the organism in Eukaryota, Metazoa, Mollusca, Gastropoda, Aplysiida, Aplysiidae.